Stegastes partitus (bicolor damselfish) is the source of this 10163-nucleotide messenger RNA. RefSeq names its product synaptotagmin XVI (gene syt16). The transcript is spliced from 7 exons. Gene Ontology annotation, molecular function: phospholipid binding. The coding region runs from base 69 to 1703 and encodes 544 amino acids. NCBI's taxonomy places the organism in Eukaryota, Metazoa, Chordata, Actinopteri, Pomacentridae. The record is from RefSeq and is a predicted model, not a curated record.
CUGCUACCUCCUGUCCACCGCUCACACACUCGGUUCCUCGGUCGGUGUGAAGGGAAGCAGCCGCAGCCAUGGCCUCGGACAUCACCCCCGAGGCCAUCGGCUUCCUGUCGGCGGUCGGCGUCUUCAUCGUGGCAUUGGCCGUCCUCUUCCUCUUCAUCAACAAGAAGCUGUGUUUCUCGCGUGUCGGCGGACUGCCCUGUCUCGAGCAACAUGGCCGCCGCAAGAAGGGACGCCUGGGGAUCCGCCAGGGGCUCGUGAACAGCUACGGCGACGACGACGACGACGCUAGCAGCUCCUCCGACAGCGAAGACGAGGUCCUGAAGCAGUUUGAGAUCUCGGUGUCGCGCUCGCAGAGCUUCCGGACGGCGGCGGCGGCGGCGGCCGGUGGUGGUGAACAGCAGCAGCAUCAUCAGCAGCUGGCGUUGGGUCGACGGCACAAGUUUACCCGACUGUCGGACCAGGAGGAGGGCAGCACCGAGCCGUCGGACUGCGAAGAAAUGGAGGCUCAGAAUCGGCAGGGCUUCCAGGAUCCGCUGUCGGCGGCGGUGGCGGAGAGCGAAAGAGCCUCUGCGAUCUCUCUGGACAAACCCGCCGCCGGAGUCGAGGCUUCGGCCGCCAGAGACAGUCCGACCCCAAGCAUGAACCGGCAGGCAGCCGACGGCAGCGAGGACACGGAGAAGGCUGUGGACCUCGACAAAAACGAGGCCACGGACAGCUCCUCCACCUGGAGCCCCGAGCAAGAGCAGCCUCCCCAAGACGAGGUCUCGACCCAGCCAGUCUGUUCCUCCCCUCGGACCCCCAUCUCUAAAUGUGGAGACCUGGUCCUGUCUCUGGAGUACCACCCGGACUCGGAGAAGCUGCUGGUCUCGGUGGUGGCAGCCCGGGACAUCCCCGACAAGGCUCGCAGCGGCAUGGACUCGUGGCAAGUUCACAUGGUCCUGCUGCCGUCCAAGAAGCAGCGCCACAAGACGUCGGUCCAGAGGGGGUCGCUGCCGCACUUCAACGAGACGUUUCGCUUCUCGCGCCUGGAACCGUCCGACCUGCAGAUGUCGGCCGUCCGGUUCCGGCUGUACGCCCUCGGGGGAAGGAUGUCCCGGGAGAGGAUGAUGGGCGAGAAGGUUCUGCGUUUGGGAGGGCUCGACCCGGAUGGAGGGACGAUGGAGACGACGCUGGUUCUGGAGCCUCGAAGUAACCUCAAGAGUGUCGACUCCCAGCUCAGUCUGUCUGCUGUGUCUCAGAGCGACAGCGCUUCGUCCACUCAGUCUUUGACCCAUGGCGGCGUCCCCGAGCUGCUGGUGGGUCUCUCCUACAACGCCACCACGGGACGGAUGUCUGUGGAGCUCAUCAAGGGAAGCCACUUCAGAAACCUGGCCAUCAACAGGCCUCCAGACACUUACGGGCGGCUGACCCUGCUGAACUCGGUUGGUCAGGAGAUCUCUCGCUGCAAGACGUCGGUGCGUCGCGGCCAACCGAACCCUGUCUACAAGGAGACGUUCGUCUUCCAGGUGGCGCUGUUCCAGCUGUCGGACGUCACACUGCUGGUGUCCAUCUACAACCGGCGCAGCAUGAAGCGCAAAGAGAUGGUGGGAUGGAUCGCUUUGGGCCAGAACAGCAGCGGCGAGGAGGAGCAGCUGCACUGGCAGGACAUGAAGGAAAGUCGAGGACAGCAGGUCUGCCGCUGGCACGUCCUGCUGGAGGCGUAACGCCCAAGACCAACAGGAUUUAGUGUUUUUUUCUUCUAUUUUAAAGGUUGUUUAGUUAGGAAACUGGAGAUGAAAGAAAAGGCUUCAUUGGUGAGGACCAUGCACGAGGUUUCAAGGAUUCCAGAACCAUCGAUACGUCCAUCAAAACCUGGAAGAACAUCAAACCCAGCUGGUUAGUUUGUGUCAGCAUGAAGCAUAAAUUCAUCCACCAAUAAGAGCUCACAGAAAUGUCAAACAAGAUCCUCUACGCCUCGUUUCCACGUAGCACUGUGUGCAAGUAAAGUGGAAAUCCAUGAUCUCAGACGUUUACGAACCUCCGCCUUUCAUGUUUAGUUUUCUAGGAAAGGUUUUGCCUUAAAAUUUUGAUCUUUUUUGGAUUUCAGAGCUAACGAAUUAGCUAAGAUGCUAGUUAGUUGGUUGACUGCGUUGACGGUCAGUCACAGUCGAUUUUUAUUAACGUGAACCACAUUUUGUUGCAGCUGGUGACCUACUGCUGAUGGUUUUGCGCCAGUCGUUUUCUAGAUGUUAAUAUUGUGCAGACUUCUUGAACCCCAAAACUCUAGUCUGCAGCUGUUGUAGAAGAGUUAUGGUGACCACGGCGGCGUUUUUAGGGUCAGGGUUGUGCUUCUUCCCAACAGUGGACGUGAUAUGGGCUGACAGCAAUACACGAUUGAUACAGGCUUCACCCUCCUGCAACUAUGCAAACUUUGGCUGCACCUGAUUGGACGAACGCUUCACAUGUGACUCGUGAAUUUCAAACUGGACCAACGUGGCACCUUGUUUGGAAACUUUUCACCAAAAAAGUGUUUCUACCAACAUUUAGAGCUCCUAUAUCUGUCUUAAAUUUACAUCAACAAUGGUCAGUUUUAAAGUCUUUCGGUAGUUUCUAGAGGUGUCCAGUUGAUUUGCAUGAAGUAGCGAAGACUUUGUGCCAAUGAGGAGCUAGCAACGCAGUGCUACCGGCUGCUUAUGUAGAAAACAACGUAGAAACGACGGAACCAACGGUCACAUAACAUUAGUUGCUCUUAAACACCACGUUUAACUUCUGAAACACUAGUUCAAAGUCAAAGUCUUGUUUCCACUGAAGCUGCAGCAAACCUUUGUGGACGUUUGUGGUGAAACUGUCUGGUUCUAGCUCAAUACACUCGUACACACGGUCAGCCUCUCCAAACCGCUGCAGAUUGGAGAUCUUUGCCUUCAGCACAGUUUGGAAACCUGUCGUUGGAAAUAAAAAGAAGCUAGUUUAGCUCGUUUAACACACACUCGCUGCGCAACGUACAGUUUUUGUCCCGUAAAUGCUCCAUAGUUCAAAACUAAACAGCGCUAAACUGAUCAAAUUAGCUUCUUAGUUACGUUUUCUUUCACUCAACACUAUAAUACACAGAGUUACGGGCAGCUAGCAGAGCUGCGUGGAAACGAGGCGUUAGCUUGAUUUAGUUUAGUUUGUCCUCCCUGCUGCACUUUUUGUUUUCUCGAGUUAGAAAGGACUUGAAGGUGUGUGUGGACGGAUUAUUAUUUCUAGUUUUUGGCCAUUCUGGAUGGAGAAUCGGUGGAAACUCAACCACAGAGAAGAAAACCGAGCGAAAUAUCAGCAUCACAUCCCGUCGGGAACAAAAGCGUUUGGAUUUCAUAUGUCGACGCUGAACUGGGAAUGUUUCCUCCAUCUCAUCGUCCUUCAUGGUUCACUCUCUGUCGGCAACAAAAGACACAAGAACAAAAACAAAAACAAAACACAAAGUUUACAGAAGUACAAAUGGCUGCAUGUGACCACAGUUUAUCGGUGGUCUUCUUCAUUUACAUUCCGCCCUCAGAGCACACCAGUCCGUCCAUCCCUUCCUGCAUUUUCCCAGUUUAUAUAAUGAGAUUACGUCCUGCCAAGGGCUGAAAGAGUCUUUGUGAUGGUUAAAAGCACACAUCUGCAGUUGAACAGUAAGAAAAGCCAGCAGUGUGAAGAGGGCACAUCGAGGUUUAGAUCAUUUUUUUGAAUAAUAUCACAGUUUGUUAAUUUACUGAGUAAUUAUGUCACCAAACCAAAAGUUCAAGCUUUGUUUUGAUUUGAAGUGAGUAAAAAGUCACAGAGCUGCUGAUAAUUAAGGUUUACACUGUGCAGAUACCAGCUUUAUUCACUGCUCACAGUCUGGUUGAACUGAGUGCACCCAAAUAUAUUUCUGUUUUGUAAUCUAUCGAUCUCCACGGAUUCCGUUUGGGCUUCAGCCACCAAACUAGCGACUGAUUUGUUUAGUUUCUAUAAUAAUAAUCUAUGAAUAAUAAUCUGACAAAAACUGAAGCAGACAGCUGAUUCGUUGGGAGUCUGUGGCUGUAAUUUGGGGAUUUGGAGCCACUGUUGGAGAGCUAAUCCGCCCAAAAAAGCCUAAUUAAUCUGGAUUUACUGGAGAUCUUCGGUGUUACGCGACAACAAAAGCAGAUAAUCGAACUCAUGCUGAGUUCGAGAACGAACGUCGGCACUCAGUCGGUGAAUCGCUUCCCAAAGCUAGAGGAAGUCACGAAACCUGAUUAGAAAGCCGAAGAGUCUUUACUGUCGUCGUGCUGCUGUGCAAAAACAACACAACGGAUUUCUGAUGGUGCUCCCCGAGCUAAUGCAAUAUUUAAAAGAGAUUAACAAUUAAAAAGGUUCGGUGAAAAAUUAAAAAGGAAAAAUAAACAAAAGGUCACAGGACUGAAGCAGUCUGAUGUGCGAAAGUGCUUUUUGAACACUAAAAGAUGCAGAAAAUACAAAUUUAGAUUUAUUUUAAAAAUAAUAAUAAUUGGAAAUGUAUGUGGAAUAAUUUAACUCUAAAACUAACGGAAAAUAAGAGAUUAGCAGAUAAUUAUUCAGCUGAUCUUUAUUAGAGCUUCAUUUAAAUAUCUUUUUCUUACUAAUUUCAACUACAAAUGCCUCGUUUUCAUUUCAGAAAUAUGAGUUGAAUAAAUAUGCUGCUGAGAGUUCACCUCAUUUUAUUAAAUUAUGUUUUAUAAGCAACAAAUCCAGUGUCUAAGCAAACUGAAAACUCUCUCUGUAGACCUUUUUUUUGUAGUUUGAAGAAAAUUGAUGUGAUGGAAACUUCUGGUUGUUCAUCAAGGAUCCAAGUCUCUCAAUAUUCAGUAUCUGCUGAUAGCAUUUUCUGAGAUGAUACUCCGAGGCAGACAUUGUAGAUUAGCUGAAGAGGAGUUUAGCGAGCAGUGGGCCCAAAGACAUUAAUACAUUAAUCAGUUAUUAAUUGGAAAUGUUGCACUUUAAAAUCAACCAAAGCAAUGACACCUACAUCCCAGCAGACAUUUAAAAAAGAAAAAUGGACUGAUUCACGUCCGUUAACACCUGCCUACAUCGGUCAUCCCUGGUUGUUUUUUCCUUUAUAAUAAUGAAAACCACGCAGCCAGUGAUGUGUAAUUUAACAAAGUCAGUGGAAAGCCAGGCAGACAAGUGAAACGAUACACCUGACAUCCACAUUGUUCCUGAUUUUGAAUAAAAAACCGACUGUUCAAAGUGAAAACUGAAACAAAACGGGUCUCGUUAUGUUUAAAUGGAUGUUUAAUUUCAAAGAAAAACACGUUUAAACAAAAGAAACAAGACUAAGGUUUACACAAAACUCAGCUUCAACUCCAGUAAAGUAACAGAAACAGAAUCGUGCGUUUACACAACAGGCAGUGUUACAUCUAGAUAUCAGUUGUGUUUUACAGCGUUUGUAUAUAUAUCUGAAUUACUGUAACAGAAUCCGGCCGGGGAGUCGGAGCUGAGAGUCUUGGGGGGAGGAAGGCGCCUCAUUCAUAUGCAGAGCUCAUUCAUAUUCUGGUGCCACUACAUGCAGGAAGCCCAGCAGCUGGAGACUCUCAGCGCGCCGGGAUGAGCCUCAUCAGCGCUCCACCGUGUGAUUUGGCCUCAACUCGGCCUCCUUCAGCGGGCCAAAGCUCAUUUCAACACCCAUCAACGCUGAGCUGAAAAGAGGCUUUAAAUAUCUCGCUGCAGCUGUUAAUAACAUGCGAUGAAUUACCCUGGAAGUGUGUUUUUUUUUUCCUCCCCUCUCUCUCUCCUUUGCUGGUAAUUGGUAGUUACAGCUGUACAGUGUGAUGACGCUAACGCUCAUCCUCUUCCCGUCUGAAGGCUGCAGUUCAGCCCAGAGGGGGAUUAAACCUGUUUGUGUCGACAGAUCCUGCAGAUCCGAACCCUCGGGGGGUUCAGACGUGUUUACAGCAGCGUUUGUUUUCUUUGGGAAGGUGACGAAAUUCGCAAGAUGCAAGAAGUUUUGAGGCUACAAGGAGACGCUAGCGUGUGAUAAGUCAGAUUCAGGUCCUUCACCGCUAAACCUUCAUCCUCACCGUUGCACUCGUCAAACUGUUUUAACAUUUAAUCUCUAGGCUGGAUGUGUAUUGCACAUAUUCAUAAUUUAAAUCGUCAAAAAGUGCAACUUGCAGUGUAAAUCCAGACUAUUUGUAAUUACAGCUUCAGACUUCCACCAUUUAAUUCAUACUGGUCAUAAUUCUAGUUUAAGAUAUCUUUGAAUUAAUCCAGGUAUUAGCUCUAAAGUUUCACUGGGCAUCUAAAGGAUAUAACUAUGAAUAUUUUGCGCAAGAACAGAUUAAACAGCAAAAUAAAGUGGUUUUGAGUGAAACCAUUAGCCUGGUUAGCUUCUUUUCCAUUAGCAUGUCUCACAGAAUUCCUCUAAUUGGCUUUUGUACCUCUAUCUUCAAUAUGGAAUCUCGUAAAUUAGCUUCCGCUUUGUCAGAAUUAUGUUGCGGAUAUCUUGAACUGUAAUGGUGACCAUUUGAAACGUAACUUCGGAUAUCUCGAAGUAGAGUUUUGACUCGUUGAAAUUACGCUACAGUUAUUUCUAGCAGCUUUCUUUCGUGACCACAAUCGCCAUUUCACCUCCAUGUCAAAUCAAUCCGAAGUUCGAGUGAGUUUCUAGUCGUUCUCCUCAAACUCUAUGCCGAUGACAUUCUUCUGUUUCAUAGCGUUUUCCAAUCAUCUUAUCCACCGCAUUGCUGUUCAGAUGCUUCACACAACAACAUCCAGCCAUGCACAACAACUCAGACCAGUCGUCACGAUGCUUUAGAUACCAGAAUUAGUAUUCUGACCAGUCAAAACUGAAUUACAGAAAUCCCAAACUGUGGUACCAGCUGGUCAGAAUGAUGUUGUAGAUAUCUGGAAUAAAAGUUGUGACCAGUCAAAGCCACAUCGUUCAUAUCUGUAAUGUUGUUCCACGUGGUCAAACUUAGCUAUUAAACGUUAAAACGACUCGCUUUAUACUUCAGCUAGUUUUAUGAGGUGUUUGAAUCACACAAGUGUUUGUCGAGACAACUCAGAUGAUUCGAACAGUUUCUGUUUCUUCCACGAUUUAUUGUGUAUUCAGGGAAACUUCCAGCAGCAGAAAGAUGAGUUUUUGGUUUUGUUGUUGUUGUUGUUGUUUUCUAGUAUAAAGGUUAAGGGGCACAACUGAUGGACUCAUUUUGUAUCUGUGAAAAGCGGAAACUAAGCUGUAGGUGUUGUAAACUGCAGAUGUGUAGUGACGGCUGUUUCAGGUGUAAAUGAAGCUAAUAGGAGUGCUGCAGCUUUAAAGCUUCUUAUUUUGUAUAAGAGCAUCAUCGUACACAAAGACCAACAUAAUGUAGUUUGAGUUAAACCCAACAAAGAUGGAGCCAGGAGCGACAUUAGCCUGGUUAGCGUUUUGGGUUUUUUUAGGGGGGCAUAUUUAAAAUUAAGACAUUUUUAAAAAUUUGACCAUUAUUUCGCACAAAAGAAGUUUUUUUUUUGAAGCUGCUGUUGAAGUGACAAUGGUCACUGACAGAUUUAAUGAGCUUCACCAUGCUAACUAGUUGACAUUAGCCCUACAAACUGGCAAGAAACGUCUUGAGUUAAGCUUACAAAGUCCCAUUCGCCCUGUUAGCUUCUUUUUCAUUAGCUUGUCUAGCAAAUUUUUUCUUUCUCAGUGUUUUUAUUUAAUAUUUGAAGUUGAUAGUCAAUUUCCAAAACUUAACAGUGAUUUCCAGACACAUUUAGACAUUUUUCACAACCAACUGUUGAAAUGAUGGUCACUGACAACUAGCCAGCUAGCUAGCUCAUCAACACGAGCCCCACGAGUUGAUUAGAAACUCUGUGCAGCUGCUUUUUUACUUUCAUAUUUUGUCUUCAGCGGUAUAAAAACACUGUACUGCUUAAAAAACAACCAAAGUAAUGUAGUUUUGAGUUACAAAAACUAAUGAAUCCUCAUAGCUACUGUUCGGUUAGCUUUUCAUCAGUUCCUUUUUCUCUCAGUUUUUGUCAAUAUUCAAAACUAAUAGUCGUUUUUUAAAAUUUUUUUAAAAGCUGAUUGGGAUUUCCAGACAAAAGAAUACUUUUUUGAACAGCUAAAACGACAACCGUCACUGACAGACUUUAUUAUCUGUAGCAUACAAGCUAAUUAGCGUUAGCCCCACAAGUUGUUGGAAAGUCUUUGCAGCUGCUAUUUUCAUGUUAAUAUUUUAGCAGUAAGAAAAAAUUUGAAACCUGUCAAAGUGUCUUAAAUAUGCGUACAGUGGCUGAAAUCAUGAUAUUAGCUAACUUAGCUCUGAAAGGGUUGUUGCUAGCAUGAAUCUGGUCAGAUUUUAGCAUCGUCACUCGCUGUAGAAGAUACGGAAAUUUGCUCAUUAGCUGUUUUGUGUGGCACGAUACUAUACUGACAAGAUGCUAACGUUAGCAUGAUGUCAGUGCCAGUAAACACUCAUUUUAAUUAAAUUCUUUCAGUUUUGCGCCUUUUGUUUUUAGUGUGGAAAAGAAAAAAAUACCAUAAAUCCUCAAGUACCAUGUUGAAAUUACCAGAACCUUGCAGGUGUCGGUUGUUGAUUAGCUGCGAUUUGACGAGACGUUUAGCAAACAGUCUGAUUCGUCUUUGUAAUUUAGCUAGCUCGGAAAUAUGUGUCUUAAAAAAAAAAAGUGACCUCAACAAACUCCAAAGCAGUUUUGUUGUGUUUCUACAGGGUUUGGGGGGAAGUCGUGCAGUUUGUCCUUAAAUGAAUUUAUUGGUGUUAAGGUUAAGUUUUCUUUCUACCCGUCACCAGACUGAUAUCAGCACUCCUAUUCUACCGGCUUCAUACUUGUAAGUGUAGUAGUGACAUGAGCUGUAUUUACUGCACAGAUGGAUCUAUUUUAUGCAUGUUAAGUUGUUGUACAAAAUCUACCAUAUCUAUUCUAUUUUUUAAAAUAGUAAAUGUUUAAUGUUCUUGAAUAUUUCCCAGGAUUGUAUUUACAGAUCUGCAUGCUCCGUCCAGGAUCCCAGGUUUGUAUUACAGAUGUGAGACAAUCAGAUUGUGCUGCAGAUGUAAUACAGUUGUAAUACUGAUGAAGUGCCUGUAACAUUUUGAGAUGAAACAUAUCCACCAUGUCGCAGAGACGAUAUAAAUUUGCAUGAAGCCUUCUUGUUGUUCCCUGUGAAUGCUGCUGUCGGACUGCAUGCGUUGGGAGGUUUGUUCACGAGGCCUGGACCAGGGCUGAAGUCGGGCCGGAUCCAGGAAGGGGUCAAGUCAAAUCGCUGUCAAAACCAAAAACGCCAACAAACAGAUCUUAAACUGAAUAAAAGUUCAUUUUUUAACCCAUGAGCAAAUGUAGGUUCACUUCAUUAAAUACGUUAAAGUGCAAUUUAAAGGAAUUAGGAAUUUCCAAUUAUGUGAAAAUUUUUCUCUAGGCUAGUUAGCGUUAGCCCCGGGAGUUGGUUGGGAACUCUCUGCAGCUGCUUUUUUACUGUGAACAUUUUGUCUCUGGCUUUAAAAGUACACUACAGAAGUUCAAGUCUUGAGUUAAGCCUACAAAGAGGAGUGGGGUCAGAAGUCUCAUUAGUCCAGUUAGCUUCUUCCCAUUAGCUAGUCUUAAGAAAUGUCUCUUUCUCAGUGUUUUUAUUCUGAAUAUUUGAAGUUAUUGAUUGAUUUCUGCUGUAUUUUUUGUAAGCGUACAGCAAAGUUAACCAGUUUCGUGGUGAUGUUCAGGCGCUGGCGGCUCUUGGUUAAGGUUAGAGAAAAGUCGCGGUCUGGUUCAACACUGAAAAAGUCCACAAUGACUUGAGACACACCGUGUUUGUUUACAAUGAAUCAUAACCACAGUGUUUUCUAACCUUAACCUGACUGCUUUUGUUGCCUAAGCCUACCACAGACCUGGUGGGAGUGGGCAGGCUUUGCUCACCCUCCAUCCACCCCAACCACCUCAGUAUGUUGCGCAGCUAAGCUAAUGUUUAGCAACUAAAUGGUAUUUCUCUGAGGCAGGGAUGCAACAUAAAGUCAAAGUUAGUGUGUUUUGAAGCAGCUGCAGUUCAAAGUAAAUCUAACGGCUAAAUCGAAGCCCACAGAUGAGACUGUCUGAGUCUCCAGACAAACCCAUUGGUCCUGAGCGGUCCUGCAGCCCUGGUCCGGUUCCUGCAUGCCGAGCACCACGGCACCCAGAAAGCACUUUUUGUACCAAGUUUUGUCGUUGCCAAUAAAAGCCAGAAGAUCCCUGCC